AUGGCAUCCAUGAGAGGGCGAACCCUGGCCCGAGCCCUGCGCUCAAAUAAACCAAUAACCCCAAUGACAAGCUCAUUCCAACCCGCCACAAAAAUCAACCAACCACUCCAAUCCCGCACGCACACCUCCGUCUCAGCCGACGAGCUCUCCCACUUCUCAGGCCUAGCAAGCUCCUGGUGGGAUCCAAUGGGCCCCUCUAGAAUCCUGCACCUUAUGAACCCCCUCCGCCACGAAUUCAUCGCCUCCUGCCUAUCCGAAGGAACAACCGAAGCAAACCCAAACCCCACCUCCGCAAAUCUCCACUACCUAGACAUCGGCUGCGGCGGCGGUAUCUUCGCCGAGUCUCUAGCUCGAACAAUCCCCUCUAUACCACAAGCGCAAGCCCCUACCCCGACCAGAGCGGCUUCAAUGACAGCAGUCGAUCCCUCAACGGACUUGAUUAACAUGGCUCGCGAGCAUGCGCGCAUGGACCCGGCUGUCCACGCCCAUCUACAGGAUGGCCGCUUCAGAUACCUUAAUACAACGCUGGAAGACGUGCUCGAGUCGAAGACUGGUCCUGUUGGUUCUUCGGAGGCGCAGUAUGAUGUUGUGUCGCUCUUCGAGGUGCUCGAACACAUUGAUCCGAAGACUAGUUCACCGCUGGGAUUCUUGAGUAAUUGUCUUCGGGCUCUUAAGCCUGGUGGUUGGUUGGUUGGGUCUACGAUCUCGAGAACGUUCCCUUCCUGGAUUCUGAAUCAGGUUAUUGCUGAGGCGCCGUGGCCCAUUGGUGUUGUGCCGCGUGGUACGCAUGAGUGGAGUAAGUUUGUGAAUCCGCCUGAGGUCAAGGGGUGGUUGCAAGAAGGGUUGAUGAGGGCUGCGGAUACUGCCACUGUCCGUGGGGGUGCGGAGCAGGUCAAGGGGAUGCAGUGGAAGUGUGUUGGGGCGAUCUAUAUUCCUGGAUUUGGGUGGAAGAUGGUGCCUGGGACUGAGGAUUAUGGAAACUACUUCUGGGCAGUGAGGAAAGGUGUCUGA
Penicillium salamii is the source of this 1011-nucleotide messenger RNA. The record is from the annotation of a GenBank genome assembly. NCBI's taxonomy places the organism in Eukaryota, Fungi, Ascomycota, Eurotiomycetes, Eurotiales, Aspergillaceae.